Acanthaster planci (crown-of-thorns starfish) is the source of this 2198-nucleotide messenger RNA. RefSeq lists its product as uncharacterized. The record is from RefSeq and is a predicted model, not a curated record. Lineage: Eukaryota; Metazoa; Echinodermata; Asteroidea; Valvatida; Acanthasteridae.
AUGAUGCUGGACGACACCCCAAAGGUGCUGCGCACAGCCACGAACAUAAAGUGCCUGUACAUCUUCAUGUAUACGUCAUAUAGUGCUGAGCAUAAAUGCCAUUUCUCAAGCUGCCUACAUAUAUACUGUACAUUGCCGACACAUUGCUGACGCGAGCGAAACUCUGCAAGCUAGAUCUAUAAAAUUAAUUGCGGAUUUUGGAUCAGCCAGCUUGGAUCAGCCAUGAACAUCAUCCUGACUGUGAUUCUAUCUGCCGUGGUUCUCGGCAGGUGUGGAGUAAAUGCGCAGUGCUACAACUGCACAUACAUCGACUUUGGUCAAGCGACCUCCGGUCCAAAGGGGUGCAUCGACCCGUUCAUGCCGAGUGGUAUCGACCAGGUACCAUGCAGCGGCCAGUGCAUGAAAGCAACAGUGGUUUUCAAAGCUUCACAGUACAGUCCCGCUUGGACCUCGACGACACGCACUUGUGCCAAGCCAGGUGAACCGUGUGUGGAAUUGGAAGGGUUUACGAUUGAAUCCACAACUUCAUCGGUGUGGUGUUGCGAUGGGGCGUCGUGCAACGGUCAGGGCACCGUCGGAUUCAGCGUGCCUCUUACUGUGUUCUCCAUGUUGACAGCGGCGCUGCUUUUCUGUUAGCUUGACUUCAGACAUUGCCGUUUAUGCAUGAAAACUGUCAGUGUGGUAGCAUACUCACGGUCUUCUUUUAAAUUUUUAAAUAUUUUUCACAACGUUUCAAUAUAAAAUAUUAGUCUUAUUAACUAUACUUCGGGACGCUCGAUGGCGGCGAACUAAUACCGGCCGCACCCCGUCACUGACCCACCAUUGCUUGCGUCAUUUUGACAAGCGCUCAUUAGCUCGAACGUGACGCAAAGAAAUUGUGGAGCAGUUGCCUGGGACGGGAAUGUUUGCCGUUACCAACACGAGUGUCCCUAAACUCUUACGCACUGGACCUCGAAGACGCAGUUCAACCGGGGGUAAUACCCAUCAUGGAAGGAACUACAUUUUGUUUGGAGGAAAGGGGGAUUAGGACUGGAACAUUGUUUUCUUUACGUUGGAAAUUCAAAGUGCCAGAAGGGGGCAGUGACUGAUAGAGUGAAUGUUAUGCAGGAAAUUUUUGUCAGCAGUACUAACCGUUCCUAAAAUUGUUAUAUUCUUCGAUCAGCUUCAAGGAGUUCAUUACUAGCCUCUGUUCCAACGUAAUAGACUUUAUCUCACACAAGCGUACACGUGCAUGUUUACGUAUGCAUCUUUUUCUUAGACAUUUUUUUCCCUGCAACUUUGUACUUUUCCUUAUUGAAUGAAACUCUGUCACAUUCCUCUUUAAUUAAAUGUAUUGAAAAGCGCACUUUCGUAAAAACUUCAAAUUAUCCACGCUCUUCUUCCAGACAAUUGAGGGCGCUGUUGCCUUGUCAUGCUGGGAAGACGUAUUUCACUGCAUAGAUUUUUCGCUUCAAAUUGUAAAGCAAGGAUUAACUUACCAAAAACAUUUCUGAGAAAGGGGUUGAUACUUGCUUAUUUCUGUGCACAUAAAUAACAACUGAUCUGUUCAGUAACUUAGUUCAGCAAAGUCUACGAAUUGCAGGACUUUUGUUCACAAACCAAUGUAACAUUGAGGAUUUCGUCCUGAAAUUACGUCACCGUUUUGCUCAUGAAUAUGGAUAUACUCGGCAUAAAAACAAUAAUGUAGUCAAAUACACGUUUGAAUUAGUGAAGCAAGAUUAACUCAGACACGAGGGUGCAUUUCGAAGGUUGUCGUACAACAAAUUGAUUGCAGCUACCCUUUAAUGCUGCGCACUCUCCUGGAACUAAACGAUAUACCAGUGAAAGAAAAAUCUUUCUGAUAAUAGAUUAACCAUGGAGGAAUAAAAACACAUCGAUUAACCAAAGAAUGCAUAGCCGUAAGGUCCACGCUUGCUGCUUGCUGUCCGCUCUGAAGUUUCAUGGAGCACAAACUAGUUCAAUGUGUAGAUUUUCGAUGCAACGUGCUGUAUAAAGUGUUGAUUGGCUAUGUAGGAGCCUGUGAAUUAAAUUAAAUUUCAGUUUACACCCCUCCUUCUGAAAGGUGUUCAUCAUCCCUCAGCCUGUAUAGUUGUGAAAAGCGUUAUAAGACAAGACGGGUCCAGUGCGUCUCAUUGGUUUCUGCUACAGCAAUGCAACGUAGUAGGUAUGGAAUCAUAAUAAAACAUCUUUGAUUUCAA